CUCGACUACGAAGACUCACCACACCAAUGCCUUGAUGGACGCUUUACUUGACGGGCUGAAUGCUGCCCAGCACAGGGCAGUCACCAGCCCGGCCUCGGUGCUCCAAGUCCUCGCACCACCGGGAUCUGGAAAGACGAAGACCCUCACCGCGCGGGUCGCGUACCAUCUGCUGGAGCACAAGUACCGGCCAUGGGAUCUCGUGGUAUGCACCUUCACAAUCAAGGCGGCACGAGAGAUGCGCGACCGAAUCUGUGGCUUGGUCGGGGAGAAGACGGCUGCCAAAUUGGUCCUGGGGACGUUUCACUCGGUUGCUCGUAGGUAUCUCGUCUCAUACGGCCAGCACAUCGGCAUCGCGAAGAAUUUCGGAAUCGCGGAUUCUGCCGACAGUAUCGCUAUCAUAAAGAGGAUUGUGAAGAGGAGGAAUUAUGGUGUCGACCCUAAAGGCGCCCGUGCUCGGAUAUCUGGGAUGAAAGCCAAGAAUAUUAAGAGUGGCCAAACGAAUCCGAAAGGCGUCGAUCAGCAAGAGUUUGCGGCUGUAUAUGAAGAGUAUGAGGAAACGCUCAAGUCUUCCAAUCUCCUUGACUACGAUGAUCUACUCCUCCGCUGCGUCGACCUCCUCAUCGAGUAUCCUCAAUGCGUCAACAACGUCGAGGUUGUAUUGAUUGACGAGUUCCAAGACACGAAUAACGUACAGUACAAGUUGAUGGGGCUGCUUGCACAAAGACACAAUCGGAUCACAAUUGUCGGCGAUCCUGAUCAGAGCAUCUAUGGCUUCCGCUCAGCCGAAAUUAAGAACCUCAAUCAGAUGCAGGCACAAUGGCAUGAUACAAUAGUGAUCAAUCUCGAGGAGAACUAUAGAUCGUCAGGGGCAAUCCUGGCUUCUGCUAUGACUGUCAUCGAGCAAGACAAGGCCAGACCUCAGAAGCGACUCUUGGCGACCCAUUCAGUCGGUGAGAUGCCAGUGUUUCGGAAAUUACCGACUGCAAUGGACGAGGCAAAGUGGCUUGUUGCAGAGAUAAAGAGAGUCCAUAUUCUGACGGGGCGUCUGCUGACGUACAAUGACUUUGCUGUCCUUUUACGAUCAGCAGCGUUGUCCAAUAGCAUUGAGCGCGAGCUCGGGAGGGCAGGCAUACCUUAUCGUAUGGUCGGUGGUCACCGAUUUUUCGAUCGGGUCGAAGUUAAGAUCAUUCUCGAUUAUCUCCGAGUCAUCAACCACCCUGAUCACAACGACGCUGUGCUCCGUACUAUCAACACUCCUUCACGAAAAGUCGGAGAGGAAACUUGUAAGAAGCUGCUUGCCGAAGCAGAAGAGAAAAAGACAUCGCUGUGGAGGCUCGCACUUGGGAGCGCCCAAGGUACCUCGAAACCGAGGACAGCCAUUAGCAAGCCCGCGCAGAAGGGAAUAGAAAGCUUCGUAAACAUCAUUCUGACUUCCCAGAAGAGACUAGACGGUUUAGAGAACCAAGAUGGUGGGCUUUUUGAUCUCAUGGUGCAUUUGCUCAAGAAACUUUCGUUUGAGGAGUACCUGAAGAAGCAAUAUCCCGAGACCGAGGAAUUCGGAUCACGAUGGGACAAUGUACAGGAGCUGAUGACGCUCGCAACCGGAAUGAGCAUGGAUGAUGCUGUCAACGACAAUGAAGCUCUGCCAGUCAUCGACGCUGCAGAGCAACGGGAACGUUCACAGGCAGCAGACGCAUUGACGACUUUUCUAUCAAACGUUGCCUUGUCUACGGAGGUGGAAAAGUCAGAGGGAGAAGCCACGCCUCAGGUCACCAUCUCGACCAUACACGGAGCUAAAGGUCUCGAAUGGCCAGUCGUUUUCAUCCCGGCUGCGUACAAAGGGUCCAUACCACAUUCUCGCGCAGAAGACCAUGAUGAAGAGCGGAGACUGCUUUAUGUCGGUAUGACGCGAGCGCAAGCCUUGCUCUAUAUCAGCUGCCCUAUGAGAAGCUCUCAGUACCAAGAUACAGAGCUUUCUCCUUUUCUGGAUUCAACGGACAAUAUGGCCAGGCAAGGCCCUCCGAUUACGUUUACGGCUACGCAAGGCUUUGCACGGGUUCUCCGACGAGCUUGCCCUGCUGAGCAGACGCUGCAUCAGGCUCAGACUGAAGUCGAUAGGCUCGAAGAUGAUGCUUAUCCCCUGGACGGCGAGUCAUGCAACCCUGAAGGUUCAUACUGGGUUGGUGACAGGAAUGCAAAUGCAUCUGAUUUCUCAAGACGCGAGAAAGUGGACGAUGACCAUGGCUUCAAGGGUAACCGAUGGAAUGAGAGGGCUUCAACCACUAAUACGAAUGUCGCCACCUCUAUCAACCAGAUGCAACACUUUUCUGUUGCGUCUACAACAAUGAACAGCGGUUUCAUGAGUGCUGGCAUGGCUUGGACGCAACAGCGUGAGCAAGAGCAAGCAAAGAAAGUACAACAAGCCAUCAAUCGAUCGGUGAGUUCAUCAUUACAUGAGUUUAAUCAGAGGCCGGCCCUCAAGACACAAGGCUCGGGUCAGGGCAAUAUCAAAUCCUUCUUCGGUCCACCUAGGAGGACACUUGGUCCUUCUUCUGCUCAUGGCAGAUCAACCCCUGCUAGACCAGCCACGGGUGGGGCAGAGAAAGGAUCCUCUCAAGGUCCUGGGACCUUCACACCAACUCCUACAGGUCUAGCGGCCAUGAGAAGGCCAAACCGGGAAAUCCAAGCCCUUCAAGAUAUCUCCAAUACGUCGGCGUCGCAGCCUCCUCGAAGCUUGCAGCCGGCUGAUAAUAGUGUUCGCAAGCCUCGCCUGACACCCAUGGACAAUCGACCGCGAAAGCGACCACACUCGGAAUCAGAGUCUGAGACUCCGCGAUAUAUUUUGUUGAGUAGCUCUCCUGCCCCGCCGGAGGAUUCGGAGCGUGGGAAUGCCCCCACUGAGGGGCAUGCUGGGAACGCCAUGGGCAGCAGAGAGGAAGACAUCAGGGUAGAGCUGAUAGCACGGCCGACUGGCUUUCGCCCUGCCAGCACACUCCAUCGGACCAGCGUUGGGCAGAGACCGAAUGUGGCACCGCAGAGAAAGACAUUGGGCGUGAAGAGAAGCAUGAACGGGUGGAGUGCCCGCAUGGCAAAGCAGUAGUGCAGGCUAUAUGUUAUUGCUCCUCGAUUGAGGAACUAUAUGAUACCCACGAAGUGAUGUAACCAAAAGAAAAAAGUAGCCUCAGAUUCUUGUAAUCCAUGUAUGUAGUA
Messenger RNA from Pseudovirgaria hyperparasitica, 3210 nucleotides. Its product is annotated as UvrD-helicase-domain-containing protein. Lineage: Eukaryota; Fungi; Ascomycota; Dothideomycetes; Acrospermales; Acrospermaceae. Gene Ontology annotation, molecular function: DNA binding; hydrolase activity; ATP binding. Gene Ontology annotation, biological process: recombinational repair. Gene Ontology annotation, cellular component: nucleus. The coding region runs from base 35 to 3100 and encodes 1021 amino acids. The transcript has a single exon. The record is from RefSeq and is a predicted model, not a curated record.